Oncorhynchus masou masou (cherry salmon) is the source of this 3493-nucleotide messenger RNA. RefSeq names its product kazrin-like. Lineage: Eukaryota; Metazoa; Chordata; Actinopteri; Salmoniformes; Salmonidae. The coding region runs from base 371 to 1681 and encodes 436 amino acids. The transcript has 8 exons. The record is from RefSeq and is a predicted model, not a curated record.
UCGUAGAGCAGCUGCUCACAGCACAUUCUCCUCGGCAGGAAUACUCACUUUCCUUCUCCGUCUGCUGUGUUUCAUCUCUUUCUCUCACUCACUUUCUGUAUUUGGCAAAACACACAAAUCAGGGACAGGAGGAUACUGACUGUCUGCAGUAACAAGUAGACACGCCAUCUCUGUUCUGGCUGAACGGAGGGGAGAUAAGAGGAACUGGCUGCUGGCAUUUGUAUGUGUGAAGUAAACUGUGAGAGAAGAAGAGGCAGAGGAGGAGAAGAAGAAGAGAGAGGGAGAGGGUAUCAGUCUCUUCAUCCCCUAAUGCUCCACUUGACACCAUGCUGCUCUGUGUGGGUUUGGUCCUCAGGGGAAAAUCCUUAAAAUGAUGGAAGACAACAAGCAGCUGGCUCAGAGGAUCGAUGGGGCCAUCCAGUCUGCCAGUCAGGAGGUAACCAACCUGCGCUCAGAGCUGUCGGCCACCAGCCGUAGACUGGCAGAGCUGGGGGCCAGCAGCCCCCCCUCGCCCCUGGUGAACAACCAUCAGCACCACCAGCACAACCACCACGACCAUGACAGCCUCCGCUACCGGGAUCCUGCCGGUAAUUACAGGCAGAAGUCGGUGGUGAGCGAUAUCUGUUACCAGACAGAGAUCUCCAGCCUCAUGGACUUUGGGACUCCAGACUCCUCGCUCGAUAAAGUGUUGCUGCGUGAGGAGGUGGCCCAGCUGCAGGAAGAGGUGCAUCUGUUGCGCCAGAUGAAGGACAUGUUGAGUAAGGACCUGGAGGAGACCCAGGGCCAGGGAGGCUGCUCCUCCAACCUCCUCUCUGACACUGAGCUCCGCGUGCAGAUGGGAGACAAGGAGCAGGAGCUGGACCGCGUCAAGGAGGCCUUACAAGCUAUGAAGUCUGACCGUAAGCGUCUGAAGGUGGAGAAGGCAGACCUGGUGAACCAGAUGCAGCAGCUGUACACCACACUGGAGAGCAGGGAGGAGCAGCUCCGAGACUUCAUACGCAACUAUGACCAGCACAGAAAGGAGAGUGAGGAUGCAGUGAAGGCCCUGGCUAAGGAGAAGGACGUGCUGGAGAGGGAGAAAUGGGAUCUGAGGAGGCAGACCAAAGAGGCCACAGAGCAGGCCUGCAUCCUGCGCUCUCACAUGGACAUGAAGGAGAACCGCAUCAAAGAGCUGGAGGCUGAACUCACCAUGGCAAAACAGUCCCUGGCCACGCUGACUAAGGACGUGCCGAAGCGCCAGUCCUUGGCCAUACCCUCAGAGCCGGUGGUGAACGGCAGUCAGGAGUGGGCGAUGCAGGGAGACCUGCCCCUCACCGCUGCCAUCCGCCAGAGCCAACAGACACUCUACCACGGACACACUGUGGACCGCCAGGCGGUGGUCAGGGUCAGUCCCUGUCACUCCCGCCAGCCCUCUACCAUCUCGGACGCGUCGGCGGCUGACGGGGAUCGGUCGUCCACCCCCAGUGACAUCAACUCUCCCCGCCACCGGACACACUCUCUCUGCAAUUCUAUGGAGGACCUGGAGGACCAGAAGCGUAAGACUAAGAAGAAGGAAAAGAUGUGUCUUGGCUCCCUCUCCCGGGUGUUUGCUCGGGGAAAGCAGCGCAAGUCAAUGGACCCGGGCCUGUUUGAUGGUACAUCCAUCCCUGAUUAUUACAUAGAGGAGGAUGCUGACUGGUGAUGGUGUGUGGAUUUAUGUGUGGUUGUGUGCAUGCGGAUGUGCGUGUCUGUCUCUCUCUGUGUGUGCGUGUGUGUGCGUGUUUGUUUGACCAUGUGCAUGCUUGUGGGUGUGUUGCCGUAUGUGCCCACAAGAAAAACCUGAGACAACUGCUGCCCCCAGAAAAUGUACAUUAUCCUCAAAAAUGUAUGUAUGUAAAUUAAAUAUAUAUUUAUAGAUGUACAUGUAUGCAUAUGUAUAUAUGUUUACAUGCAUAUAAAUAUAUACAUGAGAUAAUUAUGUGUGGACAUGUUCAUGCUGUGUAAUCUUUUAUUUAUCUUAAUAUUUAUGUGUUUUUUAUGACUGGAGACAUGAAGGACUGGUGUAAAUAUGUUAAUGGCAGUAAAUCGGCACCUAGUGUUUGCAAAUGUCUUUUGUCUGAUAACUGUUUUAUUUUAUAGUUGCUUUUAUCAUGCUUUUGUAUUCAGAAUAUUCCCCCAUCCUCAGUCUGAGUUGGCCAAUCCUUUAUAUUCUCAUGAAGAUAUGAAUACCCUCCACAUUGUGAAUGGAGAAUAAGUAUAUAUUAUACACACUAGUAUAACCCAUGACGUUGUCUACGAACAGAAGAACACUGGACCCGUGGUAUCAUUUAGUGCUCAACAUUGAAGUAUAUGGAACGACCAUGUUUCUUAUAGUGAAACUGAAAGAAAAUGAUAAAAAUAUGACAAUCAGAAGGACAUUUGAUAUUCCGGUUAACAAUGGACCAGAAACAUCCCACUGUACAGCUACAGUAAGGAGUUUUUGACACUGUAGUGUAGAACAAGUGAAACUGCUACAGCUGGGGGGAGAAGGCAUUAUUGCUUAUUCUGUCAUAAUGGAUAAAAGGGGAGGAACAACGCAUUUAAAUAGCUCAUUGGGCAGCAUCGACAAAAAGGAUAGCCUUAUAGAGGAUGAUGCUGUGAGUACCAGAGUGUCUGAUGUGAAUAGUGUGCUUUGUAUAGAUACAUGUUUAGCAGUAUAGGAAUGUUAGAUCGGUAGAGGAUUGAUAUGUGCUUGUUUGUGUAGGCCUCCUGCUCUGUUCUAACCAUGCUGAAUGUUUCUGAUAGACACUGACCGUUACAAUCGGAUCAAUUGUUAAAGAAUUAUGGUACCCUGCCAGGCUUGUAGAUGUGUUAAAUCGAUCCAUAUGCAUUUCUCCGACUGAAAGCUGAAAACCAAAAUAAGGUUCCAAAAACAAUGGUAGUAAAAAAGUAGAAAACACACAAAUGUAUCAAUGUAUCUGAUACACACACACGGUUUGAAAGCAUUUUAAAGUGCCAAAGGUUCAAGUUUAAUCUUUAAAAAAACAGAGUAGAGUAGUCAGAGUAGAUGUGUGUCACUGCCUUGUAAGAUCGCUUUUGUCCUUAUUGAGUUUAAAAUGGACAACUAUCUAAUGUGCCAACGGUAAGCAUAGGACUGUGCAGUAAAACCCCUGAAUGAUUACAUCUGCUGCUUCGGUUAGGAAUCCAUUAGUUAUCAGUAAAAUGAACAACCUCAAGCAUCCUCAUAUUCCCUAACCUCCCAAAACAUAACCCGUUCCCAUUUUCAUUCUCUUGCUCUUUACCAUACAACCCUCCUAAUUUCUUACAUUUGUGAUUAUGAUGAUAAUUUGUUUCAUGUUUUGUAAUUUAGGAGAUGUUGCAUAAAAGAGAAAAUCUUUCAAAGUAUUUUAUUUAAAGAACAAGAAGUAACUUCAAGGGUAAGAUAAUCUGACCUGUCUUCAACUGUUGGCAGAGGAUGAGGAGCUUUAACAUCUUAAAAAAUGAAUAUGAUAAAUGAUUCAAAUAAAAUCAUAUU